Molecule: messenger RNA, 342 nt
Organism: Cooperia oncophora
Lineage: Eukaryota; Metazoa; Nematoda; Chromadorea; Rhabditida; Trichostrongylidae
Source: the annotation of a GenBank genome assembly
AUGGUGAGGGUAAAGUCUCACUCUGACGAUCCCGAAAUGCGUGAGCUGAAAAGUAGAGUGGUUUCUAUUCUACCUGUGGUAUUGCCAGAGUUUCGAAAACUGUCGAAGUUCACGAACGGUUCUAAUUCGCUGGUAUCCGAACCCAUGGUGAAGGAGGAGCCAGACUGGGAAGAAUCAAAGAAACGUGAACUGAAAAACAGCCGGAGAAAAGUACUUGCGGAGCAAAUAGGGAAGCAGAUUCCUUGCACUGAGCCACAAACCCGUGAACUGAGAAGCAGAACGGUCAUUAUAUUUCCGGUAACACCGCUAACCCGAAAGAAGAAGGAGUGUGCCGAUAAGUGA